GGAGUACAUCUGUCACCCAUUGCAAGUAACAUGCAAUAUUUCUUCUUCUUAUAUAAAUCUCAAUCCCCUUUGCCUUAAAAUCAAUUAUCCAUUUCAUUCACACACAAAGAAGCUAAGCUAGAUAACUAUCAGUUCAUCAAAAGACAAUCUACCCAUUAUAAUAUGGUAAUGAAGAAGAACAAUCUUAGUAUUGUUGUCGAUCAAUCUUUGCCAUCUAGGGUUUCAUCAUCAUCAACAACAACAAUGGCCCAGAACAUGAAGAAGAAGAAUGAGAAGAAGAAGUAUAAGGGAGUGAGAAUGAGGAGUUGGGGAUCAUGGGUAUCUGAGAUAAGGGCACCAAAUCAAAAAACAAGAAUAUGGCUUGGUUCUUACUCAACUGCUGAAGCUGCUGCUAGGGCAUAUGAUGCUGCCCUUUUAUGUCUUAAGGGCACUUCAGCCAAUCUAAACUUCCCUCUUUCAUCUUACAAUGACCAAUUAUUAAUCCCUAUUCAUCAUCAACAAUCAUCAAUCUUAAUGUCCCCCAAAUCUAUUCAAAAACUAGCUGCAGAAGCUGCUUCCUCUUCUUCUUCUUCACCAUCUUCAUCUUCAUCCUCAUCUUCUUCAUCUGGUCAUGACUCAAUGUCCCCUGUUCCAUCCACACCAGAGGAAGAAAUCUCUUUGGUCUCAUCUAAUUCUAAUUCUAAUGUGAAUUAUGAUGAGCCAUCAUGGUAUAAUACAUUUGAUGAUUCAGCAGAGUAUAAUCAUGAUAUGAUGAUGAUGAUGAAUGAUAAUCAUCAUUUGUUCUUUGAUGAUCAUAAUCCAUCUCUAAUGAUGAUUAAUGAAGAUGUCUAUGAAGAAGGGGACAUUAGGCUAUGGAGUUUCUGCUGAUCAGAAAUAUUUUUAUUUAAUUAAUGAUCUUCAAGACAUCUUUCUUAGCUUGCUGCUACUGACAAUUAUAACUAUACUCCAAGAACAAUAUAUUAUAUUAUUUAUUAAUUAAGUAAGUAAGAGAGAAGGGAUUAAUUCUAUUGAGAGAGACAUGUUUUUUUGGUUUUCUCAU
This is a messenger RNA of Impatiens glandulifera, 1039 nucleotides long. RefSeq names its product ethylene-responsive transcription factor ERF014-like. The coding region runs from base 163 to 867 and encodes 234 amino acids. Gene Ontology annotation, biological process: regulation of DNA-templated transcription. NCBI's taxonomy places the organism in Eukaryota, Viridiplantae, Streptophyta, Magnoliopsida, Ericales, Balsaminaceae. The record is from RefSeq and is a predicted model, not a curated record. The transcript has a single exon. Gene Ontology annotation, molecular function: DNA-binding transcription factor activity; DNA binding.